Messenger RNA from Meleagris gallopavo (turkey), 430 nucleotides. Lineage: Eukaryota; Metazoa; Chordata; Aves; Galliformes; Phasianidae. The record is from RefSeq and is a predicted model, not a curated record.
UUUGAACACUUGUUAUUUAAUUCUCUAAACUAUGUUCGUUUUAAUUUCAGGUUUAAUAUGCCGUGCACUGCCCAGGGGUAGCCCACAUGCUGAACUUAAAGAAAGAACAGUGUUGUCUGGUUCUAUAAUGCAAGGCACACCAAGAGCAACAUCUGAAAGUUUCGAGGAAGGCUUGAAAUACCCUAAACAGAUUAAGAGAGAGUCACCUCCCAUAAGGGCAUUCGAAGGAGCCAUCACUAAAGGGAAGCCGUAUGAUGGAGUCACUACCAUCAAGGAAAUGGGCCGUUCCAUCCAUGAGAUCCCAAGACAGGACCUGUUAAGCCAGGAGAGUCGCAAGACUCCCGAAAUCGUGCAGACAGCCAGGCCAAUCAUAGAAGGCUCCAUAUCUCAGGUAAAUACAGAAGGCUCUCUGUAGAAUCUUAUGGUUGCU